This is a messenger RNA of Epinephelus fuscoguttatus (brown-marbled grouper), 1788 nucleotides long. Its product is annotated as signal-regulatory protein beta-2-like. Gene Ontology annotation, biological process: response to bacterium. The record is from RefSeq and is a predicted model, not a curated record. The transcript is spliced from 6 exons. The coding region runs from base 43 to 1089 and encodes 348 amino acids. Lineage: Eukaryota; Metazoa; Chordata; Actinopteri; Perciformes; Serranidae.
UCGACCUCAAUUAACAGUUGUCUCAAGUGGAUUUGCCUUAAAAUGCUGAUCAUAUUUUGUGCAGCUCUCGUGUUCACAAUCGGGCGGUGCACAGACGACCAAGGCUUUGUGACAAAGACUGUUUGUGUUGGAGAAGAUGUGACUCUGACAUGUAGCCGCCAGUCUGGAUUAGCAGGUGUCUUACUUUGGAUGAGAGUUGUACCUGGAAACUUCCCUGAAAUAUUAGGAGCAACUUAUACUUUUGAUAGUGCAGUUGCUAAUAAGGCUCCUCGCAUUACAACCAAACAGGAGCCUGGAAUAUUUGUUCUACAUAUUACCCAGACAGAGCUGAGUGAUGCUGCAUGUUACUACUGCCAACAAGUGAUUGAACUAAAGACGACAUUUCUGAAUAAAACCUUACUGAGAGUCAACGGACCAGAACCUGAUAUCACUGCCAUCACUCAAGACCUACCAUCUGAUCCAGUCCGUCCAGGAGACUCAGUGACUCUGCAGUGUUCAGUCCUCUCUGACUCUGACACCAAAACAUGUCCCGGAGAUCACAGUGUGUUCUGGUUCAAAGCUGGAUCUCAUGAAUCUCAUCCCAGUGUCUUUUAUGCUCAUGGAAACAGUGAGUGUGAGAAGAGUCCUGAAGCCGGAUCUCCACAGAAAUGUAUCUACAGCUUCUCUAAGAACGUCAGCUCCUCUGAUGCCGGGACCUAUUACUGUGCUGUGGCCACAUGUGGAGAGAUAUUAUUUGGAAAUGGAACAAAACUGGACAUUGAAGGAGCCAGCUCAGGGUCUAUUGAUGUUUUACUGGAGGACAGAAUAAUUCUGCUCCUCCUGUGUGCUGUCCUGGCUAUAAGUGUGAUUGUUAUAGCUGUCCUCAUUUACAUCAUCAAGAAGAACAAGUGUGGUUAUUGCAAUAAUGAAGCUGCUGUUUCCCUGCAGCAGUAUCUUGCAAAAAGGAAUUUAAAGACAGGUGAAGACACAUGGGCUUAUUCUGCUGUCGUCUUCUCUGUGAUGAAAGCUGACAGUGGUGGACCGAGGGAUUUAAAGGCAGCAGAGAGGGAGAGGAUCUACGCAGCUGUCAAGGCUUUUGGGUUGGAUUAGCAGGUUAACUGGACUGUUUGAGAUCACUUAGUACCAUAUGUGAAAGAUGAUGUUACUCUGUUGAAAGGGGCUGUAUGGGACAUUGAGAUGAUUCAGAGGCUUCGCCAGGAUUGCCUGAACAUGGCUAUCAACAUGGAGGUUACAUGAGGUUACAGGAGGUUACAGGAGGUAACGACGUUAACUAGGAACAGGCAUCAGCAUCCAAAUCUGUUUGAUUGCAUUGGCUUGAACUGGAAUGCUUCAGCUGGCUGUGAGCCGUGCAGCACUGCCAUUUUGAGCUGAACUUUUGUCGCCCUAUAUUUACUCCUGUCAGUUGCUUUGAAAACUCUACAAUGGACAAGUAGCGACUGAUUCGUGAGGCUAAAUGAACCUUCUGCCUUCAUUCUGGAUUUGUUAAAUUUAGCAUCUGAUUCCCGCCAAAAGGUGGCAGCAAUAUUAAGUCACAGAACCUCUGUAAAAGCACAGUGUCCAGAAAGGAACUGCAGAGUCAACAGGGGUAUGGAAAGACAGAUACUUGUAGUGCUCAAUCCAAGCUUCGACAAAAACUGUCCCUGAAUAGGUCAGCACCCACAGCACAACAGUGUGCAGUUUGCUAUAUUAAGACACUGACAGGGAAACUGAGCCGUUGGUUCUCAUUAUGCUGUCAUACUAAAUGUCCCCAAAAAAAAAAACUUUUCAGCAUCUCACAACAGCAGAUGU